Egretta garzetta (little egret) is the source of this 1739-nucleotide messenger RNA. It is a transcript of the gene SRPRB, whose product is annotated as SRP receptor subunit beta. The record is from RefSeq and is a predicted model, not a curated record. Bases 1 to 600 code for a protein of 199 amino acids. The transcript is spliced from 6 exons. NCBI's taxonomy places the organism in Eukaryota, Metazoa, Chordata, Aves, Pelecaniformes, Ardeidae. Gene Ontology annotation, biological process: protein targeting to ER. Gene Ontology annotation, cellular component: signal recognition particle receptor complex.
AUGCUCCAGCCCCUCCGUGUCCUUCUGGGGCUGUUGACAGGCAAAUAUCGCGAUACCCAGACUUCGAUAACCGACAGCUCCGCAGUUUACAGAGUCAGCAAUGACAAGAGCGCUAACGUGACCUUAAUCGACCUUCCAGGCCAUGAGAGUUUGCGGCUUCAGUUCUUGGAGAGGUUCAAGGCGGCAGCCAGAGCCAUUGUGUUUGUGGUGGACAGCGUGGCCUUCCAGCGGGAGGUGAAGGAUGUGGCGGAGUUCCUGUACCAGGUCCUGGUCGAUAGCACUGUCCUCAAAAAUGCACCCGCGCUGCUGAUCGCUUGCAAUAAGCAAGAUGUCACGAUGGCAAAAUCAGCAAAACUUAUUCAACAGCAGCUAGAGAAGGAGCUCAACACCUUACGAGUGACCCGCUCUGCAGCCCCCACCAGUCUGGAUGGCUCAGCCACUGGGGGCCCUGCCCAGCUGGGGAAGAAGGGCAAGGACUUCGACUUCUCCCAGCUACCCAUGAAGGUGGAAUUCGUGGAGUGCAGUGCUCGGGGCAGCAAGGGAGAGGAGGGAGAUGCUGACUUCGAAGGCCUUGAGAAAUGGCUGGCCAAGAUCGCCUGAACAGAAAAGAGCAGGGCUGGAGGGAGAGGCUGGAGGAGGUGGGAUGCUUGGGGACUGGAAGGAAAAAGAUGGUCUGAAGCGCUCAAAUCUGAUCUCGCUGUAGAAGAAACUUCAGCUGGAAACCAGCGUGGUAUCUUCCCCUGCUGCUCGUGGGCUUGGGAGCAACAUGACACAAUUGCUGGUGUGAUUUCCUCUGACUCUCCCCUCACACCGCAGCAUUUUUAUUCCUCUCCCCUCUUCCUUUCUCUUCCUCUGGGAUGCUGACCCUUUGGAUUUAUGUGUUUCCUUAAUCUGUAGGCUCUUCAUUUGCAAAUUAGGAAGGAGUGAACUGCCAGGUGACUUUCAGAGGUUGGAAUCUGCAUGUUGUCUUCUCCCUUGGCUUAGCAUUGCAACCCUGUUGCCUCUCGGAGCUACUGAUCUGACUGAUUCUGACUUCUUUCCCCAGCCUCAUGCUGCUUCGGAGCACUGUGCACAUCAUCUAUGCUGCCCUGGCAAAGUGCGCAGGCUCUCUCCAUUGGGCAGUUGUUGAAGAGAGUAUAAAAAGCUGUUUACCUCUGUGUUUCCUACCUUGCUGAUCUUCCAAGGCCUUGCAGUCCCAUUUCUAUGGGACUGGAACGGUCUGUUAAACACCCAAACCAGGCUGGCUGAUGUGCCUUUGUCACUGUACACCACCUGUGUCCUUGGGUGAUUUCCACUGUUGGACAGUUCUUGGGAGCUUUUCUUUUAAUGCUUUAAUGUCCUGAAAGCUUCUUUCACUCUGCUUCUCCUUCCCAUGCUUCAGGCUCUUCUCCCACAGACAUGUAGCCACGCUCUCCAAGUGGCAGAGUUGUAGUAGGGUCUUAGCUUGAAACUAUGAGGCAGGCACGUUUUUAGAUUCAUACCUACGUUACGCAUGAGAUCGGGUGUGAGAAGCGUUUGCUGCGCGGUCGCCUGCCUGCCUCUUGUGUCAGCUCCUGUCACCUUGUGUCACCUGCCUCAGCUGCUCCUCUUGCAGGGACGGCUGAGGGGACACCGCCAGUCGCUGCAGCUAUCGCAGUGGCUCGGCAGGCUGCUGGAGGCUCCAAAGGCUCCGAUUCAUGCUUUUCCAAAGGAUGUUGCUCUCCUUGCCGUGCUCUGGCCAGGAGCAUUGGUUAUCCAAA